Messenger RNA from Capsicum annuum, 974 nucleotides. Its product is annotated as acidic endochitinase pcht28. NCBI's taxonomy places the organism in Eukaryota, Viridiplantae, Streptophyta, Magnoliopsida, Solanales, Solanaceae. Gene Ontology annotation, biological process: cell wall macromolecule catabolic process; chitin catabolic process; defense response to fungus. Gene Ontology annotation, molecular function: chitinase activity. The record is from RefSeq and is marked provisional.
AAAAAACAUAUAUAGGAAAAUGGAGUUCUCUGUAUCACCAGUGGCAUUGUCUUGUCUCUUUUUCUUGUUCCUAAUUACAGGAACUUUGGCACAAAAUAUUGGUUCAAUUGUAACCAGGGACUUGUUUGAACGGAUGCUGAGUUUUAGGAACAACGCUGCAUGUCCUGGCAAGGGAUUCUACACUUAUGAAGCAUUCAUAACUGCAGCCAAUUCCUUUCCAGCUUUUGGUACUACUGGUGAUAAUACUGCCCGUAAGAAAGAAGUUGCUGCCUUUUUUGGUCAAACUUCUCAUGAAACUAAUGGAGGUCGUGCAGGAACAUUUAACGGAGGAUAUUGCUUUGUUAGGCAAAUUGACCAGUCAGACAGAUACUAUGGGAGAGGACCUAUCCAAUUGACACACCGAUCUAACUACGAGCGCGCAGGAAGGGGCAUUGGUGUUGGACAAGACUUAGUGAACAACCCUGAUAAAGUGGCCACUAAUCCUGUUAUAUCAUUCAAAACAGCAAUAUGGUUCUGGAUGACAGCACAGGAUAAUAAGCCAUCAUGCCACGACGUUAUCAUUGGACGAUGGAGGCCAUCACCAGCAGAUAGGUCAGCAAAUCGAGUGCCAGGCUACGGUGUCAUAACCAACAUUAUUAAUGGUGGAAUUGAAUGUGGGAAGGGUCGGAAUGGUGCUGUAGAAAGUCGAAUUGGAUUUUACAAGAGGUACUGUGGUAUGUUAAAUGUUCCCACUGGAAACAACCUGGACUGUUACAAUCAAAAGAACUUUGCCCAGGGUUAGGCUUCUUUACAUAUAUAUAGGAUGCCAAUCAUGUUAUGUAUUACCAUUACUCAUGGAGAUGACAGUAAUAAAUAAGGGGAUUAUGUGUUACCAUUAACAAUAAGGUGACAUUAUAUAGAAGAGUGAAAUAUAUAUUCAAAAUGGAAGUUUCUUGUACCAGACAUUCGGAAUAUGAUUUGUGUUUAAUAUUUAA